Messenger RNA from Dendroctonus ponderosae (mountain pine beetle), 15771 nucleotides. RefSeq names its product ryanodine receptor (gene RyR). Gene Ontology annotation, molecular function: protein binding; ryanodine-sensitive calcium-release channel activity. Gene Ontology annotation, cellular component: smooth endoplasmic reticulum; sarcoplasmic reticulum membrane; sarcolemma. Lineage: Eukaryota; Metazoa; Arthropoda; Insecta; Coleoptera; Curculionidae. The record is from RefSeq and is a predicted model, not a curated record. The coding region runs from base 134 to 15496 and encodes 5120 amino acids. Gene Ontology annotation, biological process: calcium ion transmembrane transport; intracellular calcium ion homeostasis. The transcript is spliced from 72 exons.
UCUAAAAAUACCGAACACAGCUUUGAUUUAAAAAUAAGCCCUGUAGAGUUAGUGCUGCUAACGAAAUUUCGCUGCUGUGUGUGGAAUAAUUUUUAAUGUAACAAUUUUGCAAAAGAUAACAUAAACCCCCAAAAUGGUGGCUGAGGCGGAAGGGGGAUCCGAACAGGACGAUGUUUCCUUUCUACGAACGGAAGACAUGGUGUGUCUCUCUUGUACAGCCACAGGAGAACGUGUUUGCUUGGCUGCAGAAGGAUUCGGCAAUCGUCAUUGUUUUUUGGAAAAUAUUGCGGACAAGAAUAUACCCCCCGACUUGUCUCAAUGUGUCUGUGUUAUUGAACAAGCUCUGUCGGUUCGGGCCUUGCAAGAGCUGGUAACAGCCGCUGGUAAUGAAACCGGAAAAGGAACGGGAUCAGGACAUCGCACUUUGUUGUACGGAAAUGCUAUUCUGUUGCGGCAUCAAAACAGUGACAUGUAUCUAGCGUGUUUAUCUACGAGCUCAAGUAACGACAAAUUGGCUUUUGAUGUCGGUUUACAAGAACAUAGUCAAGGAGAAGCCUGCUGGUGGACAGUUCAUCCCGCAAGCAAGCAAAGAUCUGAAGGUGAAAAAGUAAGAGUGGGUGACGACUUGAUUUUGGUUUCGGUUGCCACCGAACGAUAUUUGCAUACAACUAAAGAAAACGAGCAGUCCAUAGUGAAUGCCAGCUUUCAUGUGACGCAUUGGUCAGUGCAGCCCUAUGGAACGGGUAUUUCCCGUAUGAAAUAUGUAGGAUAUGUUUUUGGUGGAGACGUUUUGCGAUUUUUCCAUGGAGGCGACGAAUGUCUCACUAUACCGUCCUCGUGGAGCACUGAAGAAGCACAUAAUAUAGUGAUCUAUGAGGGCGGAAGUGUGAUGUCUCAAGCCCGAUCUUUGUGGCGAUUGGAACUAGCCAGAACAAAAUGGGCAGGAGGUUUCAUCAACUGGAGUCAUCCAAUGAGAAUAAGGCAUAUUACUACUGGACGAUACCUUGCUGUGAAUGAGAGUAACGAAUUGUACCUAGUCAGCAGGGAAGAAGCUACAACAGCAUUGACGGCUUUUUGCCUCAGACAUGAAAAAGACGAUCAGAAAGUGGUACUAGAAGACAAAGACUUAGAGGUAAUCGGUUCGGCCAUAAUUAAGUAUGGUGACUCGACCGUCAUCGUGCAGCAUUCUGAGUCUGGACUGUGGUUGUCUUACAAGGCAUAUGAGACGAAGAAAAAAGGGGUGGGCAAAGUCGAAGAAAAGCAAGCAGUUCUCCAUGAGGAGGGCAAAAUGGACGACGGUUUAGACUUCAGCAGAAGUCAAGAGGAGGAAUCGAGAACAGCUAGAGUGAUUCGGAAGUGCAGUUCUCUAUUUACUCAGUUUAUUAAUGGGCUGGAAAGUUUGCAAGUCAAUAGACGACACUCGAUGUUUUUCCAAGUGGUUCAUUUAAACGAAAUGGUAAUGUGCUUAGAAGACUUGAUUAAUUAUUUCGCGCAACCUGAAGACGACAUGGAGCACGAAGAAAAGCAGAAUCGGCUGCGGGCCCUGCGAAACAGACAAGAUUUGUUCCAGGAAGAAGGCAUUUUGAACCUUAUCCUAGAGGCAAUUGAUAAAAUUAACGUUAUCACGUCUCAGGGGUUUCUUGCAGCUUUAGCGGGCGACCAAAGCUGGGAAAUGAUAUCCGGGUAUCUCUAUCAGCUUUUAGCAGCCAUAAUUAAGGGAAACCACACGAAUUGUGCCCAAUUCGCGAAUUCCAAUCGGUUGAAUUGGCUGUUUUCCAGGCUGGGCUCUCAAGCUUCGAGCGAAGGAACCGGAAUGCUUGACGUGCUCCACUGCGUUCUGAUCGAUUCACCAGAGGCUCUUAAUAUGAUGCGAGACGAACACAUUAAAGUCAUCAUUUCCCUUCUGGAAAAACAUGGUCGCGAUCCAAAAGUCCUGGAUGUGUUGUGUUCCCUCUGCGUCGGUAACGGUGUAGCUGUUCGAAGCUCACAGAACAAUAUCUGCGAUUAUUUGCUACCCGGCAAAAACCUGCUUCUUCAAACUCAAUUGGUCGAUCAUGUGGCCAGCGUUAGACCCAACAUUUUCGUGGGCAGAGUGGAGGGCAGUGCAAUUUACCAAAAGUGGUACUUCGAAGUCACGGUGGAUCAUUUGGAGCAAACCACUCACAUGAUGCCGCAUCUGCGAAUUGGCUGGGCGAAUUCUAAGGGCUACAUUCCCUAUCCGGGCGGUGGUGAAAAAUGGGGCGGAAAUGGUGUUGGAGACGAUCUGUACUCGUUUGGGUUUGAUGGGGCUUUUCUGUGGACUGGAGGACGAUGCACCCAAGUUGUGGGCAAUGUUGUGGAACCGUAUAUUAGGAAAAAUGAUGUAAUUGGUUGUGCCUUAGACUUAACUAUUCCUCAAAUAUAUUUCACAUUCAACGGCAACCCAAUUAGAGGCAGUUUCAGAAACUUUAACUUGGAUGGAAUGUUCUUUCCCGUAAUCAGUUGCUCUUCUAAGCUGAGUUGUCGCUUUUUGCUCGGCGGCGAUCACGGCAAGCUGAAGUUCUGUCCUCCAGAAGAGUUCUCUCCUUUAGUGGAAAGCCUGCUUCCGCAACAGAUUCUCAACCUCGAUUCUUGCUUCUACUUCGGAAACAUGAACAAGAACGUGAUCGCAGGCCCGCUUUUAAUAGAAGAUGAUACCGCUUUUGUGCCCAAUCCUGUGGAUACUUCCAUGGUUGGUUUGCCCAGUUAUAUUGAAUCAAUCAAGGACAAGUUAGCGGAAAAUAUACAUGAAAUGUGGGCCAUGAAUAAAAUCGAGGCCGGCUGGGCUUGGGGCGAAUACAGGGACGAUUUACGACAUGUUCAUCCCUGUUUGGUGCCAUUUGAUAAGCUGCCAACCGCCGAAAAACGAUACGAUUCGCAACUGGCUGUUCAGACCUUAAAGACCGUAAUUGCAUUGGGCUAUUACAUAACAAUGGACAAGCCGCCGUCCAGAAUUAAGACUGUCCGGUUGCCAAAUGAACCAUUUAUGCAGGGGAAUGGUUAUAAACCCGCUCCUUUAGAUCUAAGCGCCAUAACUCUUACUGCAAAAUUGGAGGAAUUGGUUGAUCAAUUGGCCGAAAAUACGCACAAUCUUUGGGCGAAAGAACGUAUUCAGCAAGCCUGGACCUAUGGAUUAAAUGAGGAUCCUGAUAUGUUGCGUAGCCCCCAUUUGGUGCCAUACAACAAAGUUGACGAUGCAAUUAAAAAAGCCAAUCGAGACACAGCUUCUGAGACCGUUAGGACUCUGCUAGUGUAUGGAUAUGUGAUUGAUCCGCCCACUGGUGAACAACAAGAAACUCUUUUGGCCGAAGCUAGCAGACUCAGACAGCAAGCGUUUCGAACUUACCGAGCUGAAAAGAACUAUGCAGUUGGUUCAGGAAAAUGGUAUUUUGAAUUCGAAAUAUUGACUGCUGGCCCGAUGCGUGUUGGAUGGGCGAAGGCAGAUUGCGCUCCAGGUUCAAUGCUGGGUUCCGAUGAAAACACCUGGGCUUUCGACGGUUACAACGAGGAAAAAGUGUAUAGUAAUUCGGCUGAAUCGUUUGGAAAGCAGUGGCAAUUGGGAGAUGUAGUUGGAGUUUUUCUCGAUCUGAUUGAUCACACUAUAAGUUUUUCCCUUAACGGCGAAUUGUUGAUGGACGCCCUCGGUGGCGAGACCACAUUUGCGGAUGUACAGGGCGAUAACUUUGUGCCGGCAUUCACUCUGGGAGUGGGUCAAAAGGCGCGGCUCUGCUUUGGGCAAGAUGUAAACCAGUUGAAAUAUUUCACCACCUGCGGAUUGCAGGAAGGAUAUGAACCAUUUUGCGUCAACAUGAACCGAGCAGUAACAUACUGGUAUACAAAAGACCAGCCGAUUUUCGAAAACACCGACGAUAUGCCUGAUACGAAAAUCGACGUAAUCAGAAUCCUAGCCGGAUCAGAUAGUCCCCCGUGUCUGAAAAUCAGCCAUAACACCUUUGAAACGAUGGAAAAAGCGAACUGGGAGUUUCUACGACUUAGUCUUCCAGUGAUUUGCCAUCAGGAGUUUAUAACGGAGGAGGAGAAAAUGCGCCGCUGGAAUGAAAUCAAAAUCAGGCAACAUAGGCUGAAAGUGGAAGCCGAUCAAUCAGUGACCGCAAAUCCCGCACACAUUGAAAAUAUCAUGAGAAGUGGAUUUUCCAUGACUGAUAUCAAAGGUUUGCACAGAAACUAUUCAGAAGACGCAGUUGAAUCUGAUCUGAAUGAAGUAAUGAAGCACCAGGCGCAGCAGCAAGUGCAACAGCAAAUUUUAUCCAGAAUGGGAAAAACGAUGCCAGCUCGACCUCCUCGCAAAGGAUCUCUGUCAAGAACGAAUCCCAGCGCAAAUGGAUUUGAAGACAGUUAUACGCAAAUAAACGGGUCCAGGGGCGUACAUAGAUCUACAAGCGAGUUGGACAUGAAUCGAUACUACGAUACUUCGCGACAAAUUACGGAGAAACCUGAGGACAAGAAAAAGAGAGGGCGGUCCCCAUUCAGGUUUUUCUCCAAGAAACGGGGAGAUACCGCUAGUGCUGAACGAACCAAGUCAAAAAAGACUCGAACACCCGAAGCUCAUUCUGUUCGAAUCGGAGGUGGAAUGUCCCCAACCGCCCGAUCAGUCGGACUGUCCAAUACCAUGCUCUCUCGUAGCCCCACAAUGAAACAGCAGCAGGGCGACAAUCUUCAGGCUGGUUCAGUUCCACAACAGAAACAGUUAUCCGUUCCUCAAGCUUCAGAUGUUGAAUCGGUGGGCAACGAGAUAUACGAUGCGGAAUGUUUGAAACUUGUUAACGAAUAUUUCUACGGAGUGAGAAUAUUUCCUGGCCAAGAUCCCACUCAUACUUAUGUUGGAUGGGUCACGACCCAAUAUCACUUUUACAGCAAAGAGUUCAACCAGAAUCAUGUUUUGAAGUCCUCGGUCGUGAUUGCAGAUGACUACGACAGGAUAGUUGAUAGCAUUGAAAGACAAUCGUGUUAUAUGGUAAGAGCUGAUGAGCUUUAUAAUCAAGUUACACAGGACGCUUCAGGAAAAGGAGCGUCCCAGGGAAUGUCUAUUGGAUGUUUCCUGGAUGCUGCCACUGGCUACAUUAGCUUUACUUGUGAUGGAAAACCGACUUCUCAUAAGUUCAAAAUGGAACCAGAAACAAAACUCUUCCCCGCUAUCUUUGUGGAAGCCACCAGUAAGGAAAUAAUGCAAAUCGAGUUGGGCAGAACAUCGACCAGUCUUCCCUUAUCUGCAGCAGUGCUUCAGAACAGUGCCAAGCAUGUAAUUCCGCAAUUUCCACCGAGGUUAAAAGUUCAGUGCCUCAAGCCGCAUCAAUGGGCUCGUGUACCAAACCAGAAUCUUCAAGUUCAUGCACUUAAAUUGUCCGAUAUUCGGGGCUGGUCGAUGCUCUGUGAAGAUCCGAUUUCCAUGCUGGCACUGCACAUACCCGAAGAGGAUCGAUGUAUCGAUAUUUUAGAGCUGAUUGAAAUGGACAAAUUGCUCAGCUUUCAUGCUCACACGCUGACCUUGUAUUCAGCGCUCUGCUAUCAAAGUAACUACAAGGCGGCCCAUGUGCUUUGCAAUCAUGUGGAUCAGAAGCAGUUGUUGUAUGCCAUUAAGUCUGAGUACAUGAGCGGGCCGCUGAGGCAAGGAUUUUAUGAUCUGCUGAUUUCCUUACAUCUCGAAGCCACUGCUACCACAAUGGAAGUGUGUAAAAACGAGUAUGUAAUUCCCAUUGGGCAAGAACUGAAAGAUCUAUAUGAAAAUGUGGAUAUGGGUCACAGUUUGCGACGACUGAAGAUGGAGUCGGUUGUGCCACAAAUGAAAACUUCCGAUAUCAGCGACCUGAUAGACAGCAUUAAGAAUCUUUACUCUCCGUUUUUCCCCUUGGACGUGGUGAGAGACUACGUAAUGACCGCUUUGGCUGAGUCCGUUGAAGUAAACCAAUUGCAUAAUAGAGACCCCAUAGGAGGCUCAAACGAAAACUUAUUUCUGCCGCUGUUAAAACUCGUGGACCGCCUCCUAUUAGUUGGAAUGCUGAGCGACGAUAACGUCGACAAGCUUCUCAUAAUGAUCUGUCCCGAAACGUGGAACCCUACUUUCAAAAAAGAGGGCAAAGACGAGCACCGAAAGGGCCUGUUGCAGAUGAAAAUGGCCGAGGGGGCCAAACUCCAAAUGUGCUAUCUUCUGCAACACUUGUGCGACAUACAGUUGCGACACAGAGUCGAAUCAAUCAUUGCCUUCAGUCAUGAUUUUGUGGGCGAUCUGCAGACUGACCAAUUGAGGCGAUACAUCGAAAUCAAACAGUCCGACUUACCUUCAGCUGUUGCCGCGAAGAAAACCAAAGAGUUUCGUUGUCCACCCAGAGAACAAAUGAAUGCCAUUUUGUGUAAGUUCAAAACAUCAGAUUUCAAAAAUAUCGAGGAGGAAGAAAAAGAAAAUUGUCCCCUGGGUGAUGAUUUAUGCGAAAGAAUGAACAAUUUUCAUAAUUCGCUGAUGACGCAUGUGUCGCUUCAAGCCCUCCAGGCUCCGGUAGAAGAAGAUAAUCCGGAUGAGCACGAGAAGCGAGGUCCUUUUAAAAAACUUUACAACAUAAUAAAUGCUGUCAAAGAGCUGGAGGAAGAGCCCAAACCCCCACUAGAGCCCGAAAAGAAGACUCCUGAAGAAGUAUUCAGAAAAGUGUUAAUCAGCACCAUUGUAAGAUGGGCUGAGGAGGCUCAGAUCGAAAUGCCCAAUCUAGUACAGGAAAUGUUCAGCCUUUUAGUAAGACAGUACGACUCUGUCGGCGAAUUGAUUCGCGCACUUGAAAAAACCUACAUAAUAAAUUCGAAGACGAAACUUGAUGUGGCCGAGAUGUGGAUUGGCCUCAGUCAAAUUCGGGCUCUUUUGCCCGUCCAAAUGUCCCAGGAGGAGGAGGAGUUUAUGCGGGAGCGUCUGUGGAAGCUGGUGAACAACCACACGUUCUUCCAGCAUCCGGAUUUAAUUAGGGUGUUGAGAAUACACGAAAAUGUGAUGGCUGUGAUGAUUAACACAUUAGGAAGACGGUCUCAGGCGCAGUCUGAUGCCAGCACUCAAGCUGCAAAUCCCGAGGGCGAAAUCGGGGGAACAAAAGAAAAGGACACCUCACAUGAAAUGGUAGUAGCUUGCUGCAGAUUUUUAUGCUACUUUUGCAGAACAGGCCGGCAAAAUCAGAAAGCCAUGUUUGAGCACUUUGAUUUCCUCUUGGAUAACAGCAACAUCCUGCUGUCCAGGCCCAGUCUGCGGGGCUCCACGCCUCUGGACGUUGCUUAUUCGUCCCUCAUGGAAAACACAGAACUCGCGCUUGCUUUAAGAGAGCACUAUUUGGAAAAAAUUGCCAUUUAUCUUUCUCGAUGCGGUUUGCAAUCUAAUACGGAACUAGUGGAGAAGGGGUAUCCAGAUUUGGGUUGGGAUCCUGUAGAAGGCGAGCGCUAUUUGGACUUUCUAAGAUUUUGCGUUUGGGUGAACGGCGAAAGUGUGGAAGAAAAUGCCAAUCUUGUAAUUCGCCUGUUGAUUCGAAGACCCGAAUGCCUCGGUCCCGCUUUGCGAGGCGAAGGUGAAGGCUUAUUGAAAGCGAUUGUAGAUGCAAAUAAGAUGUCGGACAGGAUAUCAGAUCGACGAAAAAUGAUGGAGGAAUCACCCGAAGGAACGGUGAAUUUACAACAGUUUUCUCAUCCACUACCUGAAAGUGAUGAAGACGAAGACUACAUUGACACAGGGGCAGCUAUUCUGAACUUCUACUGCACGCUGGUGGACCUGCUGGGAAGAUGCGCUCCUGAUUCAGCUGUAAUUUCGCUGGGUAAAAACGAGUCUUUGAGGGCAAGAGCAAUUCUCAGAUCCCUUGUGCCAUUAGAGGACCUACAGGGUGUUCUUAGCUUGAAAUUCACUCUUCACAAUCCGGCACAAGGCGAAGAGCGACCUAAGUCUGAUAUGCCCUCCGGGUUAACACCGCCCCAUAAGCAAUCUGUGGUUUUGUUCCUGGAACGGGUUUACGGUAUUGAAACGCAAGAACUAUUUUAUCGGUUGCUCGAAGAUGCUUUUUUGCCGGACUUAAGAUGCGCUACGAUGUUAGAUAGGCACGAUGGCAGCGAAUCUGAUAUGGCCCUCAGCAUGAACCGCUACAUUGGCAACUCCAUCCUCCCGUUGCUAAUCCAGCAUAGCAAGUUCUACAGUGAGGCGGAAAACUACGCAACCAUACUCGAUGCCACCCUGCACACAGUCUACAGAUUAUCCAAGAAUCGAAUGCUGACCAAAGGUCAGAGAGAAGCAGUGUCGGAUUUUCUGGUAGCUCUGACCAGCCAGCUGCAGCCUUCAAUGCUGUUGAAGCUGCUCAGAAAACUUACUGUAGACGUAUCAAACUUGUCUGAGUAUACUACAGUUGCGCUGCGAUUGCUCACUUUGCAUUAUGACCGAUGUGCCAAGUAUUAUGGAUCAAGUGGAGGCCAAGGAGUGUAUGGUGCGGCCAGUGAUGAAGAGAAACGUCUGACAAUGAUGUUGUUCUCAAACAUUUUUGAUUCUCUCAGUAAAAUGGAUUAUGACCCGGAACUUUUCGGCAAAGCUUUACCCUGUCUUACUGCCUUCGGAUGUGCGCUACCGCCCGAUUAUUCUCUUUCGAAGAAUUACGAUGAUGAAUGGUAUUCCAAUAAGUCCGCUUCAGGACCUGACGGUCCAUACAAUCCCCAGCCCAUUAAUACUUCGUCAGUUCAGUUGAACAAUGAUCUUAACAACAUCGUGCAACAGUUUUCUGAACAUUACCAUGACGCCUGGGGAUCCCGGAAGUUGGAAAACGGUUGGAGGCAUGGCGAGACUUACUCAGGUUGGGAUGGCAAUAAAACUCAUCCAAGAUUGAAGCCCUACUCCACAUUAAGUGACUAUGAAAGAGAACGUUACAAGGAGCCCGUACGCGAAUCGCUGAAAGCUCUAUUGGCGCUCGGAUGGUCGGUGGAACACACUGAAGUUGAUAUGCCUUCAAACAGUCGCAGUUCACAAUUUGUAAGAGGAGAAACUAGCAACGCUUUCGACUACAAUCCGCACCCUGUGGACAUGACGAACUUAACACUUUCAAGGGAAAUGCAAAAUAUGGGCGAACGACUAGCGGAGAAUGCACAUGAUAUUUGGGCGAGGAAAAAAAGGGAGGAGCUUAUCACAUGUGGUGGUGGCAUCCACCCUCAGUUAGUUCCAUACGAUUUACUGACUGACAAAGAAAAGAAAAAGGACAGAGAGCGAUCUCAGGAGUUUUUAAAAUAUCUCCAAUACCAAGGCUACAAAUUACACAGACCGAACAGAGGAGGCCAACAAGAAACUGAACAAGCCACAGCUGGCCCGUCGAUUGAACUGCGAUUUGCUUACAGUUUGCUAGAGAAGCUUAUCCAGUAUCUCGAUAAGGCCACUAUUAACAUGAAGCUACUGAAGCCGUCUCAAACGUUCAGCCGCCGAAACUCCUACAUAAAGUCGUCGCGUGACAUCAAGUUCUUUUCAAAAGUGGUCCUGCCUUUAAUGGAAAAGUACUUUUCCACCCAUAGGAACUAUUUCAUCGCUGUCGCAACAGCGACAAACCUAACUGGGGCUGCAAGCUUAAAGGAAAAGGAGAUGGUGGCGGCAUUGUUCUGCAAACUUGCCAGUCUUUUGAGGUCGAAAUUGGCUGCUUUUGGUGCAGAUGUUAGGAUUACUGUACGGUGUCUGCAAGUUUUGGUAAAAGGCAUCGACGCCAAGUCGUUGGUGAAGAAUUGUCCGGAGUUUAUUCGCACUUCCAUGUUGACCUUCUUUAACAACACAGCUGAUGAUUUGGGGCACACCAUAACUAAUUUGCAAGAGGGAAAAUACAGCCACUUGAGAGGCACCCACCUGAAGACAUCUACAUCAUUGUUUUACGUGAAUUCGGUUAUCUUACCAGUGCUGACCUCAAUGUUUGAUCAUUUGGCCAAUUGUGAAUACGGCAGCGAUUUACUCCUGGACGAGAUUCAGGUGGCAUCGUAUAAGAUUCUGCAAGGUCUGUAUCAUUUGGGAACCGACCUAACGUUGCACCAUGAGAGGAAAUAUCUGAAGAAUGAAAUGGAGAAGUACAAGCCAGCGUUGGGCUCCUGUUUGGGAGCAUUCAGUUCCACUUUUCCCGUGGCUUUUCUCGAGCCUCAUAUGAACAAGAACAAUCAGUACUCGUUGCUGAAUCGAAUAGCCGAUCAUUCGCUGGAAGCCCAGGAUAUAAUUUCCAAAAUGGAACAGUUUAUGCCCACUUUGGAAACAAUAUUAUCAGAAGUUGAUCAAUUUGUUGAAAGCAACAAGACUUACUUUGAUGAUCCGCAUAUAAUAGAUGUCAUAAUGCCUAUGCUGUGCUCCUACCUACCAUUCUGGUGGGGCCAAGGGCCAGAUAAUGUCAGYCCUACAGGAGGAUCACACGUUUCAAUGGUUACUUCGGAUCAUAUGAACCAGUUGCUCAAGAACGUGCUGAAACUUAUCAAGAAAAACAUUGGCAAUGAAAAUGCGCCAUGGAUGACCCGAAUAGCUACUUACACUCAACAAAUCAUCAUCAACAGUAGCGAAGAGCUGUUGAAAGAUCCAUUUUUACCUUUAGCCGAGCGCGUUAAGAGGCGCACAGAUGCAAUGUUCCACAAGGAAGAGAGCUUGAGAGGAUUUAUCAAGAGUAGUACUGAGGAUACAUCUCAGAUUGAGACUCAAAUUCAAGAAGACUGGCAUCUUCUAGUGCGAGAUAUUUACUCGUUUUACCCACUUUUGAUCAAAUACGUGGACCUUCAAAGAAACUAUUGGCUGCGACAUAACGUUGAAGAGGCCGAGCAUCUCUACAACCAUGUGGCAGAGAUAUUUAAUAUCUGGUCCAACUCCCAGUACUUUCUUCGGGAAGAACAGAACUUUAUUUCGGCCAACGAGAUUGACAAUAUGGUGCUGAUCAUGCCCACAGCUACCAGAAGAACGGUGGUUACUGAUGGCAGUCAACCGUCUGUUGGAAAAGUAAAGAAGAAGAAGAAAAACCGAGACAAGAAACGCGACAAAGACAAGGAAAUUCAGGCCUCCCUGAUGGUGGCAUGUCUGAAACGUUUGCUUCCGGUCGGUCUAAAUUUGUUUGCUGGUCGCGAGCAGGAACUGGUACAGCAUUGCAAAGAUCGGUUCCUCAAAAAAAUGCCCGAGUAUGAAAUUGUCGAUUUUGCCAAAAUUCAGCUCACUUUGCCCGAUAAAAUUGACCCAGCCGAUGAGAUGUCAUGGCAGCAUUAUUUGUACAGCAAAUUGGGAAAAAAGAGUGUUACAGUCAACACCUUGGACACCAACGGCAAGAAUCAGCUUGAGGAAACUGUGGAGAGGAUCGUAGCAAUGAGUAAAGUGUUAUAUGGAUUGCACAUGAUCGAUCACCCUCAACAGCAGCAGAAAGGUGUUUAUAGGUCUAUUGUGUCCACUCAACGCAAAAGAGCGGUUCUAUCCUGCUUCCGGCAAGCCUCUUUGCACAGUCUACCCAGACAUCGCGCCAUUAACAUUUUCAUCCGCACCUACCGAGACUUUUGGCUACAAGAUGAAAACGUCGGUCAAGAAGUCAUGAUCGAGGAUCUCACUCAAAGCUUCGAAGACUCCGAGUUGAAGAAAAAAGAAGGAGAGGAGGAAGAGGGCAAGCCAGACCCACUCACUCAACUGGUGACAACGUUCUGUCGCGGAGCCAUGACUGAGAGAUCUGGUGCGUUGCAAGAAGACCCCCUAUAUAUGAGCUACGCGGAAAUUAUCGCCAAGUCGUGUGGAGAGGAAGAGGAAGAAGGCGAAGAGGGUGGAGAAGAAGGAGGCGAAGGGGAAGAAGGCGGAUCCUCUAUUCAUGAACAAGAAAUGGAGAAGCAAAAACUUCUAUUCAACCAAGCCAGAUUGGCGAACCGAGGUGUGGCCGAAAUGGUGCUUCUGCACAUCUCCGCUUGCAAAGGGGUUCCAUCGGACAUGGUGAUGAAAACUCUGGAACUGGGCAUUUCCAUACUGCGUGGCGGCAAUUUCGACAUCCAAAUGGGCAUGCUGAACCAUCUGAAAGAUAAAAAAGACGUCGGUUUCUUCACCAGUAUUGCUGGGUUGAUGAACAGCUGCGGUGUGCUUGACCUGGACGCCUUCGAGAGAAACACUAAGGCCGAAGGCCUGGGAGUUGGCUCUGAAGGGGCGGCUGGCGAGAAAAAUAUGCAUGAUGCUGAAUUUACCUGUGCGUUGUUCAGAUUCAUCCAACUGACCUGUGAAGGACACAAUCUGGAGUGGCAGAACUAUCUGAGGACGCAAGCGGGGAAUACCACGACAGUAAACGUGGUCAUUUGUACAGUCGAUUACCUGCUGCGCCUGCAAGAAUCCAUAAUGGACUUCUAUUGGCACUAUUCCAGCAAGGAGUUGAUCGAUCCUGCCGGAAAAGCUAACUUUUUUAAAGCCAUAGGUGUAGCUAGCCAGGUAUUUAACACCCUCACAGAAGUUAUCCAGGGCCCAUGCACGUUGAAUCAGCAGGCACUUGCCCACUCCAGGUUGUGGGAUGCUGUGGGCGGAUUCAUGUUCCUUUUCUCCCACAUGCAAGACAAAUUAUCCAAACAUUCUAGCCAAGUGGACCUACUUAAAGAGUUGCUGAAUCUCCAGAAGGACAUGAUCACUAUGAUGUUGUCCAUGCUUGAAGGAAAUGUUGUAAAUGGUACCAUCGGGAAGCAGAUGGUAGACACCUUGGUGGAAAGCGCUUCCAAUGUGGAAUUGAUCUUGAAAUACUUCGAUAUGUUCCUAAAGCUGAAGGAUCUUACUUCGUCCACCAGCUUCUUGGAGAUUGACAUUAACAGCGACGGCUGGGUGUAUCCGAAGGACUUCAAAGAGAAAAUGGAACAGCAGAAGAGCUACACUCCUGAGGAAAUUGAGUUCCUACUUGCAUGUUGCGAAGUCAACCACGACGGCAAACUUGAUUACGUAGGUUUCAUAGAUCGCUUCCAUGAACCUGCUAAAGAGAUCGGCUUCAAUUUGGCCGUGCUCUUGACCAACUUGUCUGAGCAUAUGCCCAACGAGCCACGCCUUGCCAGAUUCUUAGAGACGGCGGGAUCGGUUCUAAAUUAUUUUGAGCCUUUCCUGGGACGCAUUGAAAUUUUGGGCGGUAGCAAGCGCAUUGAACGAGUGUACUUUGAAAUCAAAGAGUCGAACAUCGAGCAGUGGGAGAAGCCUCAGAUCAAAGAGUCGAAAAGGGCCUUCUUCUACUCCAUCGUGACAGAAGGUGGAGACAAGGAAAAGCUGGAAGCCUUCAUUAAUUUCUGUGAAGAUGCAAUCUUUGAGAUGCAACACGCGAGUGCCUUGAUGGCUGUGGAGGAAUCGGGCGGCGGCGGUCCUACAAGAGCUACGACUUAUAGUUAUAUGACUGAUGAAGAGGAACAACGAGGAGGCAAAGAUCCAAUUCGUCGCUCCUACCAAGCGUUUAAGGAUGGUAUUUACUAUGGAUUUUCCGCUUUGAGUCCCUCGAAUAUCAAGCACCGCCUUAAUGAAAUGCAGCAAAUGACCAUUCCAGAACUGUUCAUAGGCUUCUUCAAAUUGAUUUUCUACACUUUCUACUAUUCCGGUUUCGGUAUGGCUGUGGUGAUCAAAUACUUCCUUGGCAUUUUGAUGUCAUUGAUGCGAGGCCCAGUGGUCGAAGAACCCAUUGUGGAAAUUAAGGAGGAAGAAAAAGUGAGUCAUCUUAGAGUGUUGCCACCUUUGCCCCAUGCCGAGGAUCCCAACACCCAACUGCAACCGUUUGGAAUGGAAGUUUCAAAAGAGGAGGCUGGACAAUUCAAAACGCCUGGACAUGAAGGCUCCGCCACCACUCAGCAGUCUUCCGGCGAAGAAGGCGAAGCGACUACCGAGGAAGGCACAGAACAAGCUGAAAGCGAAGUGCCCGAACAACCGCUGUCCCUCUCCGACCUUCUAGGGGGUGAACAGGCAAAGAUAGCUGCUCAGGAAAAAGCUGAAGCUCAGGCAGCCCAGCAGGCAGUUAUGCAGGCGAUAGAAUCCGAAAGCAAAGCCAAAAACAUUCGCGAGCCAUCAGCUAUGCAACAGAUCAAUUUCAGUGCAUACGCCCAUCGCGCUGUGUCGUUCUUAGCGCGAAACUUCUACAAUCUUAAAUAUGUGGCACUUGUGCUGGCGUUCUGCAUCAACUUCAUGCUGUUGUUCUACAAGGUUACAACAUUGGGAGGCGAUUCAGAUGGAAGCGGGAGUGGUAAGGGCGCCGACCUCCUACAGGGAUCUGCAGAGGGUAGUGGAUCAGGUUCGGAAGAGGAAGAUGAUCCGCCCGAAUUAGUCAUAGUGGAUGAGGAUUUCUAUUACAUGGCACACGUAAUGCGCUUAGCGGCGAUGCUACAUUCUAUAGCAUCCCUUGCUAUGCUGAUCGCAUACUAUCACUUGAAGGUGCCUUUGGCUAUAUUUAAACGGGAAAAGGAAAUUGCAAGAAGAUUGGAAUUUGAGGGCCUCUUUAUUGCUGAACAGCCAGAAGACGACGAUCUAAAGUCCCAUUGGGAUAAGCUUGUCAUCUCCGCUAAAUCAUUUCCAGUUAACUACUGGGACAAGUUCGUCAAGAAGAAAGUGCGGCAGAAGUAUAGCGAAACCUAUGAUUUUGACUCAAUCAGCAAUCUUCUCGGGAUGGAGAAAACUUCGUUUCAGCAGCAGGAAAGCGAUGAAGGCAAUAAAAGUAUUUUUUGGUACAUUAUCAAUAUUGACUGGCGAUAUCAAGUCUGGAAAUCUGGAGUAACCUUCACUGACAACUCGUUUCUGUACUCACUUUGGUACUUCGUCUUUUCCAUCUUAGGAAACUUUAACAAUUUCUUCUUUGCCGCUCAUCUGCUAGAUGUGGCAGUAGGUUUUAAAACGCUGCGAACCAUUUUGCAAUCGGUAACGCAUAAUGGUAAGCAGCUGGUCUUGACCGUGAUGCUGCUUACGAUCAUCGUGUACAUUUACACGGUGAUAGCCUUUAAUUUCUUCAGAAAGUUCUACGUGCAGGAAGAGGACGAGCAAGUGGACAGAAAAUGCCAUGAUAUGUUGACGUGUUUCGUAUUCCAUCUGUAUAAAGGCGUCCGAGCCGGCGGUGGUAUUGGUGAUGAGAUCGAUCCUCCGGAUGGUGAUGACUAUGAAGCAUAUCGUAUUAUGUUUGACAUUACUUUCUUCUUCUUCGUUAUCGUCAUACUACUUGCUAUUAUUCAAGGUUUAAUCAUCGAUGCCUUCGGUGAGCUUCGUGAUCAGUUGGAAAAAGUGAUCGAAGAUAUGGAUUCAAACUGUUUCAUUUGCGGCCUGGACAAAGGCUAUCUUGAUAAAGUUCCACAUGGUUUUGAUACCCAUGUGCAACAGGAGCACAACCUUGCUAACUACAUGUUCUUCCUUAUGCACUUGAUCAAUAAACCAGACACAGAGUACACAGGCCAGGAAACGUACGUGUGGAACAUGUACCAGCAGCGCUGUUGGGACUUCUUUCCUAUGGGUGACUGUUUCCGGAAACAGUACGAAGACGAGAUUGGAGGAGGAGGUGGCUAGACUCACUUUUCCGGGUUUGUUUCUGAUAAGUAUGCUCAAAAAACCGUUAGUACGAUAUGUAAAGCAGCUUUUACAAUGUCCACACACAGCAGAAUUAGUAAAUCGAUUUAUAAUCUACGAGUGUAUUGAUUGUUACGAGUUUAACACUUUUUGUAUAUAAGACGCAUGAAUAGGCAAAAGCGACAUAAUGCCUAUUUUUAGCGCGUUGGCGGCUUUGAGAGUAAAUGUUAGUUUGUAUGUAAAUGAAUAAUAAACAAUAAAUAAUAAUUCUUUAA